UCCUUGGGUACUGUAUCUUCAUUUAUUCCCUCAUUCUGUGCAAGAUUGAUAGGUGCACUGGAGAUGAUGAAGCAAGGGGUGAAGCGUCUUCUUGUUCCCAAGAGUCUGGGAUGGAAAGGCAUGAGCAAGCGAUUCUCAAUUCUCUACAAUGGUAAGUGGCUUAAGAAUAUUGAUACCUCUGCUGGCAGCAGCAAUUACCUCAAUGCCAACAGCAGCAAUAACGUCAAUGCCAACAGCAAUCGGACUUCCUCUUCCACCACCAUCAUCCGUGAUAAGUUAUGCUGUCUGUCAAGAGAAGAUGUCAUCCGUUUCCUUAUUGGUUGCCUUGGUGCUUUGGCUCCACUCCCUCUGUCCUCCAUUUCCUCCCUUGGAGCCAUCAACCCAAACUACUACUCUAUUGAGGCCUCCUUGCCAGCCAUUGAAGCAACUCGAAAGCUCCCUGAAGACCCUACUGCAGUAGUUGUGGAACACUUGCCAGAUGGUCGGUAUAAGAUCACUGGAGAUAUCUCUGCCACCAAACUAUGGAAAUGUGAUUACUUAGCGGCAGCAUGGGCUUUAGCCAAUCUUUCAGCCGGACAAUUUGUGAUGGGAGUUGAAGAUGAUGUGACCUUAAGGUCAUUGCCUGAUUUCGCUGUAAAUUCAGCAGUUGGCAAUAACAAUUUGGCCAAUGGAGGUGGUGGAUCAACAAGGCCAAAGAAAUUUAGUAGCAGGAGUAUUGGUGUUGGGGAUAAAUCCCACUCAACCCGAUCCAAUGAGGAAAUUCAAAAGUACAAAAAAUACAACAAUCAGUCGUAUAUUACAUCACAGAGUACAGGAUUGUGA
Molecule: messenger RNA, 822 nt
Organism: Alnus glutinosa
Lineage: Eukaryota; Viridiplantae; Streptophyta; Magnoliopsida; Fagales; Betulaceae
Product: CBS domain-containing protein CBSX6-like
Exons: 2
Source: RefSeq, a predicted model, not a curated record